This is a messenger RNA of Limulus polyphemus (Atlantic horseshoe crab), 5167 nucleotides long. RefSeq names its product kinesin heavy chain-like. The record is from RefSeq and is a predicted model, not a curated record. Lineage: Eukaryota; Metazoa; Arthropoda; Merostomata; Xiphosura; Limulidae. Gene Ontology annotation, biological process: microtubule-based movement. Gene Ontology annotation, molecular function: microtubule motor activity; microtubule binding; ATP binding. Bases 1228 to 3690 code for a protein of 820 amino acids. The transcript is spliced from 23 exons.
UUCCUUUGGGAUGAGCACAAAUGAAAUCCCUUCAGUGGUCUCUAUGUGGCCAAAGUAUCAUGAACAGUGAUCCACUGGAUUCCCCAGUCUUCUUAUUCAGGAUCACCAUCUUCAACGUUGAGUGGUGGUUAGAUUGGAACAAUUGUAUGAUCGGUGUUCCUCUGCCACCACCUUAUCCAGAGAUCCAUCUUUUCUUGAAUGCCUCACCUCAGGGAUGGGUUGCAUAUCUCAAUUAUCAGGAAUUCAAGGGCCUAGGGAUGGACAAUGAUGCUUUGCCGGUCCAAGUUAUUUGCACUGCACAUGCACAGGAUGCUUUAUCAUUCUACCUAUGUCCUUCUUACCUAAGACAUUGGUAACCAGGGAAGGGUUUAAUUCCUUUUCACUGAUUCGUCUGACUGAUAUUUCUCACCUCAAAGACCGAGUAGAUCCAUUGAGGGCCUUGAGGUGUUAGGUUGACCACACUAAAGCUUUUGGACACAAUCACUAAAGCUUUUUAUUCAUUGUGUCCAUUCAGUUUCCCUGGAUUUAUCCCCAGUUACCUUGAUGAGGUGGGUAAGAAAAUUGAUCUACAUUGCUUAUUCUGGGCUUCUUUGGGGAAGGAGACUUCUGCAAGUCAUAUCUCAUCAGAUUCAUCACAUUUUUAUGUCAUUAGUGGCUCAAUUGAAUUGCCUGCCAGUGGACAUUGUGCAGGCUGGAGUGUGGGCCUCCCCCAAUACUUUUAUCUCACCAUAUUUGUAUGAUCUGGCAGUAUCUUUUUCUGAGGGUUUUUGACUACCCCAUGUAGCUAUAUUAACCACAUCUGCUAAAUCAUACAAAGGGGUGAGUAUUUUCAUUACUAAUCUCUUCUUUCAUUUUCAGGGUCCCUUACCUCUUUGUCUGAGGAUUCCACUUUAUGGCAAAUGCUCUUGCCCAGUCAGGUGUACUUUUAUCAAACCAAAUCUGCACUAGCAACCACAAACACAGUAUACUUUAUCUGGGUUGCUUUGUUGAAAUGAAGUGUUCCAUAAGACCACCUAGAGGCAGACCGAGUAGUAUUACUGUACUAUGCUUGACUACCACACAUGGAAUAUCACGAGUAAAGCAUAAGAGGAUCCUGCCCAUCCCUGCCAAUUAGUGGAUUGCAUAAAUCGAGUUACAAAAACUAACUUAUCAGUUCAUGAAGACAAAAACAGAGUUCCUUAUGUCAAGGGGGCAACAGAGAGGUUUGUAACCAGCCCUGAAGAAGUGAUGGAAGUUAUUGAUGAGGGGAAAUCCAACAGACAUAUAGCUGUCACAAACAUGAAUGAACAUAGCUCUAGAAGUCAUAGUGUCUUCCUAAUCAAUGUUAAACAAGAGCACAUGGAGAAUCAGAAGAAACUUAGUGGUAAACUUUACUUGGUGGAUUUAGCUGGAAGUGAAAAAGUGAGUAAAACAGGGGCUGAAGGAAUGGUUUUGGAUGAAGCCAAGAAUAUUAACAAAUCUCUGUCUGCCCUGGGCAAUGUUAUCUCAGCACUAGCUGAUGGAAAUAAAAGUCACAUCCCUUAUCGUGACAGCAAACUCACUCGAAUCCUUCAAGAAAGUUUAGGAGGAAAUUCUCGCACUACAAUAAUUAUUUGCUGUUCUCCUGCCUCUUACAAUGAGACUGAGACCAAGUCAACACUUGAUUUUGGUAGAAGAGCUAAAACUAUCAAGAAUACUGUAAUAAUAAAUGAGGAAUUAACAGCUGAGGAAUGGAAGCGUCGCUACGAAAAAGAGAAAGAUAGGAAUGCUAAGCUAAAGAUUCAGCUGGAACGAGUGGAAGCAGAACUCAAUCGUUGGAGAAAUGGAGAGACAGUACCUCAGGAUGAACAACUUACUAGCAAGGAGUUGGAAACCAGUACUCUGAGUCUCUCUGAGUCUUCUUCUGUGGUCAGCUUACCUAACUUAGCACCUCUGACAUCUGCUGAACCAAUGACCAGUGAGGAGAGAGCCAAGUUUAUGGAGGAGAGAGCUCGCCUAUAUUCGGAUAUGGAUGAAAAAGAUGAUGAAAUUGAUCGUCAGAGUCAGUUAAUUGAAUCCUUCAAAGAACAGAUGCUAGAGCAAGGAGAGUUAAUCAUGUCCACUCGUCGAGAUUAUGAGAACCUACAGCAAGAGAUGAACAAGAUCCAGCAGGAAAAUGAAUCCGCUAAGGAGGAGGUGAAAGAAGUGCUUCAGGCACUGGAGGAGCUGGCUGUAAACUAUGAUCAAAAGUCACAAGAAGUGGAAACAAAAAGCAGAGAUUGUGAUACUCUUGCUGAAGAAAUGAAUGUAAAGUUGUCUGAGCUGAGUACCUGUCAGAAUGAACUACAACAGCAAAAGGAACAAAGUACUCACCACCGUAAAAGGGUUAUAGAAUUGUUAACCAAUUUGAUGAAAGAUCUUGGUGAGAUAGGAUCAGUUGUUGGAGGAAAUGGUGCUGAGAUGAAACUUUCAACAGAUGUAAGUGGAAAAAUUGAAGAAGAAUUUACUGUUGCUCGCUUGUAUGUCAGCAAAAUGAAGUCUGAAGUAAAGGCGUUAACUCAGCGUUGUGGCCAGUUGGAAACCUUCCAGUUUGAAAGUAACAAAAAGGUUGAAGAAAAUGAGAAAGAGCUUGCCGAAUGUCGGUUGCUAAUUAGUCAGUAUGAGGCCAAAGUGAAGUCCCUUCAGGAAUCUAUGCGGGAUGUGGAAAGUAAGAGGCGGACCUUAGAGGAAGCUGUAGAUCAGAUGAAUGAAGAAUGUGCUAAGCUGAAAGCAGCUGAAGAAAUGCAUAUUGUAACAUCCAUGGAAAAGGAAAAGGAGAAAGACAGUGCUGAAAAAAUGAAAAUUGCUUUAGAGCAACAAAUAGAAAAACACAGAGAGUCACAUCAGAAACAGCUUUCCACACUAAGAAAUGAAUUGUCAGAAAAACAAGAUCAAAUUAGUGAAUUAAAAGAUAUGAACCAGAAGCUCUCAUUAGCACAAGAACAGCUGCAAAAAGAGUAUGAGAAGUUGAAAAUGGAGGAGCAAGACAAAAAUAGAAAACUUCAGGAACUAACUUUACUGAAUGAUCGUCAGGACCAAGCUCGCCAAGAUUUAAAAGGACUGGAAGAGACAGUGGCAAAAGAACUCCAGACUCUUCACAACUUAAGGAGGUUAUUCGUUCAGGAUUUGCAGAGUCGGGUAAAGAAAUCUGUUGCUGGUGAAGAGAGUGAAGAUGCAGGUGGCAGUCCUGCACAAAAGCAGAAAAUUGCUUUUUUGGAGAAUAAUUUAGAUCAGUUGACUAAAGUCCAUAAGCAGCUUGUCCGUGAUAAUGCUGAUCUGCGAUGUGAACUACCUAAAUUGGAGAAACGGUUGCGUGCGACCAUGGAGAGGGUCAAGUGUCUGGAGACAGCACUGAAAGAUGCUAAGGAGAGUGCUAUGAAAGACAGAAAGAGAUAUAUAAGUGAAGUAGAUAGAAUCAAAGAGGCAGUGAGACAGAAACAUUUUGCCAAAAGAGGACAUGUCGCUCAAAUUGCUAAGCCGAUUCGAGCUGGGCAUCAUCCUGGAAUGUCCAGUGGGCAAGGAAUAAGAGGAGGAGGAGGGAUGGCCAUGGAAAAAAUGGCUAUGGGUGGUAUGAAUGCUGGGGAGUCGAGAACUAUUAUUGGAGGAAAACCAGUGACUGAGGUAAAGAAGAAAGCUUCUACUACUCCCAAGACCCCCAGUAUUUCAAAGUCACAAGAACAAGAGAUGCAGUAACAACUUUUCCAUCUGUGUAUACUAGGUGGGUAAACUGUGUGUUUUAUUUUCUUGCAAAUAAAGUUCAACAACAUUGAGUCUCGUACACAAGUCUAUAAGAUACACCUGAAGAACAUUAAAUAUAGGACUUGAAACUGUGGGUGGGAAACAGCCACAUCCCAAUGUUUUCAUAAUGGUGAAAUGGUACAAUUUUUCAAGUAAUAGUUUCUUGUUCCGUGCUCUCACAUUUAUCAGAAGUGUAAAUAUUGAAACUUGCAGUGUGUGGAUACACUUGUUAGAUAUACAGGUGGUUUAGGCAUAGAUCUAGUUGAUUGAUUAGUGUUUGAACUGUAUUAAGAAAAAACUUGCAGCUCUUUUGUUUUGUUUGUUUACUCUUAAAGGAGAAUAAACUUAUUUUAUUUCUUGGUUGGCUACUUCAAUUUUAAUUUGUGAAAAUUAACAUUUUUAGCAGUUAUGUAAAGAUGGUAAAAUGAUAGCAGGAAAUUAGUUAAAUUUUUCCACAGUGAUUGAAAAUAAGAAAAUGCAUUUCUGUUGUAUUGGUUCAGAAAAUUAUAACUAGAAGUAAUAGUUUAAAGUUUUUACUGUUGUGAUACUGAAUUAUUAUCAAUACUAUCCUUAAAUAGUUGAUGAGUAUUGUUACAUUUGUGUAUAUACAUUUUAAAGUGGUCUUUUUUUGUGUAGCAUAUAUUGAUGCAGAAUAUUGAGUAAACCAGUUUUAAUUAAUCUGUAUCACAAGGAAAUAUUUAAUUUGUAGUUUUCCAAAAGGCAGAAGUUAUGAAUAAUUAAGGUUUUUAUGAAACCAUGAAUGAAAAUAUUUUGUCUGGUACUAGAGUGGUGAUCAAAAGGCAAAUACCCAUAAUUGUUUUUUAUUUUAUUACCUUUCUUUGUUUAUGCAAGUGUUUGUUCAGUUUUUGACUUUCCUGAAAUUAUAAAUAUUUAAAUAAUAGUGAUACUGUCUUUUGUAAAAUUGUGUCUUUUCACAACACAUCUUUACUCUAAGUAGUUUAAUAAUUUUUACAAAUAUUAGAGGUAGAACUUGUAGUGGUUCAGACACAGAUAAAAAUGUCAUUAACUGGGAAACUUUGAAUAACUUCUAUUAUUUGGUUAAUUUGUGGCAAAGACAUAUUAAGCAACAGAAUCAAAAUAAUUUUUAUGUGGCAGUAGGUAAUAUACUGUAAUUGUGGUUACAAAGUUAGUAGUUGCAACUGACUUGACAGGUUAAUGAUUUGGGCUGUUAUUUAAUUGGCAUAUGUCAUGGGAUUGACAUAUCUGCUUGCAGUUUCAGUUUAAGUUGAGUGGAACCAAAAUCUGGUGUGUAUAGAAAAUGGGUGAAAAUACAUUUUAUAUUGAUGUAAAUGAAUAGCAUGUGUGUGCUCUUUUUCCCUUUGGGUGAAUAAAUGAGAUUUACAAAUCUUUUUUAAGUUGUUCAUUUGUAUGUGAUUGUCAAAGAAUAUAAUAAAGAUUAAUUUUUUGUAAA